UUAACCCAUUAGUUCAAAUAAAUUGGAAAAAAUAUGUAACUGCAGUCAAAUGUUAUUGAAGAUAUUUAAACAUUGCUUUGAAUAAAGGAGAAAGGUUAUUAACAAUCUUGCAAACAACUACAUUGGAGAGGAAUGCCAUAUCAUGGGAAUAUUUAAAACCAAUGCGAUGGUAAUCUCUAACGACAAGUCCUGUCUGUUCCCCCUGGUGUGCCGGGCUAACCAUGCUUGUGUUCCAAACUGUACAUAUAUCUGGGACGAUGAAACUGGUUUGCAGAACCUGUAUGCUUGUGACAAUAUCCUUCCUGGGGAGGAGUUGACCGUCAGCUAUCUUCCUGACAACAUGGUGGAGGGAAGAACUAGUCGAAGAGGCAUGCUAAGAGCAUUAUAUAGGUUUGACUGUAUCUGUGAACUGUGCAGUAAUGACUGUGGAAUAAUGUUUGAGCAGGAUGAGAGGGAUAGAGUAAAAGCAAAAAUGCUCAUAGAGGUGGUAAACAAGACUGCGGAGACAAUGGAUUGUUCUUUGGGGGGAGAUGUACACAAGCUUAUGUACAGCAAAACUUGUAAACAACUGUACAAGCAUCUCAGUAGCAUGAGAAUUCAUCCAACCUUAGAGUACCUGGUUUUAAACUGUUUGUUCUCCAUCUCUAUUCUACUCCUCGACCAAGAACAGGCAAUUCAGUACGCAGAGAGGGCCAGCUGUUUAUCUAAGAAGCUUACUGGGGGUACAAGCAGUAACACAAAGGACUGGGAGCUGACAUGUACAACAAUCAAAGAUCAGUUUGAAGAUCUUGAGAUCCUGCAGUCUGCUGUAAACUCAUGGUGCUUCAUCAUUUAGCCCUCAGCAGAAGAUAACUUAAAGAGAGAAAUUGACAAGGAAUAAAUUUGAGCGGAAACCUCAAUUAUUUGAAUAAGAACUAGGAUUAAUUACAAACUAAUAUUUUCUUAUUAUUACAUAUAUAUAUUCUUUGAUGAUU
This is a messenger RNA of Eurytemora carolleeae, 974 nucleotides long. RefSeq names its product SET and MYND domain-containing protein 5. The transcript is spliced from 8 exons. Gene Ontology annotation, molecular function: protein binding. The record is from RefSeq and is a predicted model, not a curated record. Bases 143 to 835 code for a protein of 230 amino acids. NCBI's taxonomy places the organism in Eukaryota, Metazoa, Arthropoda, Copepoda, Calanoida, Temoridae.